AAAAAGCACAGCGAAAGUUGAAAGGAAAAGAAAUGGGGUUUCGCAUUCAUUAACAGUGCGCCUCGAGAUCGGGUCUAGGGUUCCUCAUCUUCUUCAAUUUCCACCUCCCUUCAUCGUCCAUACUUCAUACCAUUUACUCAUCUCCGGCAAUUCACAGUUCACAUACAGCUGCUGAUCGAUUCUUUCACUACAAUUCAAAGGUUUUUGAUAACAUAUAUUAGUGAUUUGUGGAAAAGGUGUGAUCCUAGGGCUUCAUAUAAGGUGUGAUAUCGUAGGCUGUUCCAAAUGCCGGAGGAAGAUGUUUUAGAGCUCAAGUUUCGGUUGCUUGAUGGAUCGGAUAUUGGUCCAUUUCGAUACUCUCCGGCUUCCACAGUUGCCAUGCUCAAGGAGAGAAUUGUUGCCGAAUGGCCCAAAGAUAAGAAAGGCGGACCCAAAUCAGCAAAUGACAUAAAAUUAAUAAAUGCGGGGAAAAUUUUGGAAAACAACAAAACUGUUGGGCAGUGCAGAACACCUUUUGGGGAGCUUCCAAAAGGGGUAAUUACAAUGCAUGCUGUUGUACAGAUGUCUUUAACCAAAGCAAAAACAGAAAAAAAGAUGGAUGAGGCUCCAAAGACAAACGUCUGCGCGUGUACCAUAUUGUAAGAAGUUAUUGAGUUUGUUUGUUGGUUGAGAUUUAUCUGGUGGGUGGGGGGCCAUUGUUUGGGGCUCUGUGGAAUCAAUCGGGUGGACUGGUCUGGGGAAAAUAAUGUCAUACCAUAUAAUUGUUGCGCAGUGUGGGGGAAAGUCUGGUUGGUGUAAACAUAUAAAAUCCUUUAUUGUUGUUGUCGUUAUCAUGUGUAGUGAGUGUGUGUGUGUGUGUGUGUUUUAUGUAAAAUUUGUUGCUUUAAGUUGCUGUACAUUUGUGGCUUCGGCUUCAGUGAAUACAAGUAAUCCUCAUUGGCUUCUUUUCCUCUA
This is a messenger RNA of Lactuca sativa (garden lettuce), 954 nucleotides long. RefSeq names its product membrane-anchored ubiquitin-fold protein 4 precursor (gene MUB4). NCBI's taxonomy places the organism in Eukaryota, Viridiplantae, Streptophyta, Magnoliopsida, Asterales, Asteraceae. Gene Ontology annotation, molecular function: protein binding. The record is from RefSeq and is a predicted model, not a curated record.